Verticillium nonalfalfae is the source of this 2418-nucleotide messenger RNA. RefSeq lists its product as uncharacterized. The transcript is spliced from 8 exons. NCBI's taxonomy places the organism in Eukaryota, Fungi, Ascomycota, Sordariomycetes, Glomerellales, Plectosphaerellaceae. The coding region runs from base 1 to 2418 and encodes 805 amino acids. The record is from RefSeq and is a predicted model, not a curated record.
AUGCCAUCCUUCUUCAAGCGCUUCAAGGAUAAGGAGAAGGAAGCCCAGGCGGAGAAGGCCGCCGUCGAACGACCUGCGACGCCACCACCAGCCUAUGGCGAUGCCAGCCAGGAUCUUUCUGCGGUCCCUGACCUCGACGACGCACCGCCGCCGUUCAGCGUCAGCGGGACGAGAGAUAUCACGGCUGCAUUUGCUUCCCUCAAGCUAUCGACCCAGAACAACCCUGAUGUCGACUCGUGCCUGGCCCAUCUGAAGCUGCUGCACGCUAUUCAGACCCUCAAGGAGGAAAUUGGCUACACAGAUGGCCUGUGGGACAUUUGGGACCACCGUGCGGGACCCAAACUGGACGACGCUGCUGGGUCGAGUGCCGUGUCAGAUCAGCUACACAUUCUGUCCAUCAUCCGCGAGAAGCGAUGGGCGUUGUACCUUGCGCGGGCUGUGGACCGUUACGAGGCUUGGUGGACCUCGCUUCCAAACGAUUCCCUGACCGAAAAGGAUAUGGAGACCAAGGGCAGCCUCAAAUAUGAGAGGUUCCCAGAGGGGUCAGUUGACUUUCCGUGGACGCAAGACAAUCUUCCCCCGAUUGACGUUCUCAUGAUCUGGCACACCCACAUGCUCAAUCCAAGAGUCUUCCUUGAGGAUGCCAUGAGACGUGGACUCAAGGCAUUCUGGACAACAGGCAUGCCAUGGGCCCAGGUCAACAUCGCCAUUGACAACAGUUUCAACUACACUGUCACGGAUGAAUGCAAGGCCAAGUGGGAGCGUACAACGGGGAGGGCAUGGCUGAACCAAGACGACCCCAAAUUCAAGUCCCUGGAGUGUCCGGCUUGCCACAGCAUAAUUGAGCUGCCGUGGACGACAUGCGGCCUCCCAGAGCUGUACAAGGGAGUGGCACGACCUGGCCUCCACGGCAACGGUUUUGGAGACGGCGAGUUCUCGCAAUUUUGCACGGAGGAAUGUGGUGUGCCCAUUGACAAACAUAUUUUGCCGGUGGCCAGGUUCAUUCGCGACGCCAAACUCAGCGUUGAAAACUCGAUACCCAUGCCUGGAUCUGUUCUAGACCCGAAGUACGGAACGCCCAAUUGCACCCAGGCUCCCGAAGGGGGCUACCCGUUGGCGGAGCUGAGCUUCCCCGAUCGUCUUGCCAAGGCUAUUUAUCCUCAACUCCGAGAAUUGAUCAAGCCAGGGAUGACCAAGUCACAACUGCCAACCAUGAAAGACGUGGCAAACAUUGUGGGAAGCACCAUCAAGGAUGAAGAGAAGCUGAGGAGUUUUCAAAACCCAAACAACGUCAAGAUCGAGGCCAGGCCAGGCAAGCUGAUCCCACGCGAAAGUAUACAGGAUACGGAGCGGUACCAGUGCCGCAAGAUGAUGGGCCAGUACUGGCAGAACCCUUCCAUGUUUGGUCUCGACCUUGCUGCUGGCGCUAUUCGUCAGGGGGUGUUCAUUGACAAGAUGUACAAGAUUGAUUGGCUCCAUAGCCCCUCAGCACGAUCGACAAUGACGCGACUCCUUCAAAAGUACGACCGCUUUUUCAUGAUCAUGCUCACCAUGCCUGGCCACAUGAUAGUGCCGACUCUCGAUGUCGACCUUGCGUGGCACACGCAUCAGCUGGCCCCACGGGCUUACUACAAGUACUCGACGUCACGUACAGCGGCAUCGCAAACGCAGCACGCGAAGUUCAUCGACCAUAAUGACAAGGUGGAAGAGGGCGCGCUCGGCGAUGCGUUUGUGUUUACAUGCAGGAAGUAUAUGAACCUGUUCAAUGAGGUUUACUCGGAAUGUACCUGUUGGUUCUGUGAAGCGGUUCGCGAUUUGCAUUCGUCUGCUGGUUUCGCGAAGAGGUCCAAGGCCCAGAAAGCCAUCGAUGAGCUGCACAGAGUCACGCCUCCUCUGACGGAUAAAUCUGCCAUGCCGCACAUGUCCACCCACAACGCGGUCUCGGCAGUUGAACAGGAAGCAAUUCACUGGCGCAACAGGUCUGUCAGGCAACAUUCUCGGCACGUAUGGAACUUCCGCCUCAAUGAAGCCUACACCAGGGCUGCUGCGCGUGCGAAGCGCCGAGGCAUCACGCUGCCGCCCAAGGAGGUCUAUUACAACCACUGGGGCAAGGACUACUACAUGCUCGGCCCUCACGUGGCUCCCACAUACCUCAAGCCAGGAAUUUACUACGCUGAUGACCCAGGGAGGAUGCCCAUGGGCAAGGAAGCGUGGGCACAGUGUGCGCAGGGGACGUGCGGAAACAAUGACAUAGCGGCUGGAGGCUGCGGUGGACCUGGAGGCUGCACACAGGCGCCGGGAUACGUGGAUGGUAACCUAGCUGCUAAAGCCGGCAACGACAAGUGGUUGGGCGGCCAUGUCUUGGCUGGUGGAGGAGGAGGAUGUGGUGGCGGUGGAGGAUGUGGCGGAGGAUCUUGA